GCAUUGUCUUGGGUUUCCUUUAGCGGUGAAGCAAUUUUGGGACAUAUUUUGCGCCUGGGUUUUGCGCGCGCUUUAUAAUUCGAAAAAUUUCUUAUGAAUGAUAACUGAAAAUUUAAACUUAAGUCUGUUAAAAGCGCCAAUAAUGCUUAAUUUCUGCAAUCCUGUCUUUUAAGAAGCUUAGAUUUUUUGUAACGUGAAUUUGGUUGUAAAUGCACCUCAUAAAUGGUCAUAAAUCGGAUGACAACUUCAGACCGCACGCAUCGCGUCGUGCGUGGAAGACGUUACCUCGCGUGGUGAUCUUCCUGAAAAUCCUGGGAAAUCUCCUGACUUUUUUCAAAGGUAUGCACAUUGUUGUUUUCUAUAAUUAUGUAAUGCCUUGCUAAUCCCCAUGCAAACAUUGUAGCAUUUCAACCGGCGAAAAAUUACACGGUCUUAGCAGGAAGAGCGUUUUAAAUUUCAUUUACGGUUUUUUACCCCUUGUAAAAACUUGAGCUUGGAUUUGGUUUUGUCACCCAGGAAACUUUCAAAAUUUGGUCGGUAUUGGUUUUGUUAACAGUAAGAAUCCUGUAUGGGAAACAAAAAAAGAAAAAAGGUGAAAGAUGGGGUUGCGGGUUCACGUGACGGUAUGAAGGGUUUUUGUGCAUGUAAAUUAUGUGCAGCUUAUGGCCGAGCUAAUCUGCGAUCAGGCUUUCUUUUUUCGUCACUACCUCACUACAUCAGCUAGCGUCAUGCACUUGCUGUCAUCGUGUUCUUAGUCUCGUAAAAGAAUUAAAAUGAAAGUGCUGUCGAAAACGAAGACCUAAACAAGGAAGCGAAAUACAGAGACCCAAUAACUUGAAAACAAGGUGUUUUUUGUUUUCGUGUUCUGGGUGCUUCGUUUUCAUUUUCAGGUGCUUGGCACUUCACAUCUUCUUUUUAGUGCGAGGGCUGUCCACAAGGGCGGUAACCCAUAACAACUGCUGUGGCUGAGCAUGUUUGGACCCUUGAUGCUUCGGGUGAACUUGGCAGUUGUUGAUACAAUUCACGUAUAAAGUAGCAAGUUUGCUUUGGGUGUUGAGAUCGAGGAUACAACUUAAAGACAGCCCAGAGAGUGAUUCGUUUACGACACUACCGGCCGUAAACUCUUUCCAAUCGGAAGUCUUUAAGAUAUAUUUAAACCUGAUCUUCAAAAUGAUAGAGAUCUAAUAGUUUAGCAAAGUGACAAAAACACCAAAGGGAUACUGAAAUAAAGCUAAAAAGACGAUCGCGCGGUUAAAAUUGUUGAAAACUGAGAUGGACUGCGAAUCGUGUUCUUGAUGAAAUUAACUUUAAACCGAGUUUUGAAAAUGCGCUUUCCUUGACGUAACCCCACAGAUCGAGUGUAAGCUAAGUGAAAUAAAACUUUUAACUUAUUCUUGUUUGGUUUCACCUUUUUUUUUGUUGUAACCUCUUCGUUGUUGACUAUAACGUCGCACAGUAUAGUCAAGUGUCGCCUUGCAGACACCCGCUAUUACGAACAGAAGCUACAUCCCCGGCCAAAACUACAAAGAAAGGUUUGGAAACAAUUACAAAAAGAAACUGGAAAUCGUGAAAGAGUAUAGCAGAACAGUACGUGACACCAUUGUUAGUAGAGGGGACAUCGAAAUAUUGCCAUCACACUGCGCUAUUGCGGACUCUCGCUAUAUAGGCGGACACCGAAUGACGGUCCCGAGGGUGACCGGUAUAAAGGGUGCAAGGAUUGAAAAUCUCAGUAUUGAAUUGCGUCAGCGGGCAAGUGAACUGAAAACUUAGCCAUGUAUCAAAUUGAAGUUGAAUAAGGGAAAUUGGUCACCCCAGCAAGUUUGUCAAAUCGACAGGUAGCUAAGUUACUUAGACGGAACUUUAUAGUAGCUUGGUAGGGAAACUUUUUAUAUUAAAUUUUGCAAGUUUUUCGAGCAAACUUACAUCAGUUGCAAAGGUGCGCUGAAAAGAACGAAAAAUUUUGGCUUAAAUGCCAAACACCAGUCAAUUCUUCCCCAUGAAUACAAUUGUAAUUAAAUUCUCACUUCGUCUCAAUACUCUGCAACACUGACCACCAGUUGACCACCACCAGCAGAAGUAGCAGCAGCAUCAACAACAUGUAUUAGCAACAAUGGUAGACUAUUCCUGUUCACGAGGAAUUACUGACUUAGAGCAACGAAAGUUAUAUAAGGAGUUGUAGUCGUCCGCUCUAGUGUUUUUCAUGUAGAGGUAGAGCUGCUAUAAACAAUUUAAAAAACUCGUGAUAAAAAAAAUUUUUGGCAAGGUUUUCUUGGCUCAUUUCGGAAAGAAUUUCUAUUCGUGUUAAUCGUCCGAAGUUCGGACAAGCGGCAAUUUUCAGGUGGCGAGUAUAGGUAGAAUAUGGCCACAGGUACCGUUUUUUUGAACGCGAAACGGACCUUACAAGUUAGCGUCUUUUAGCUCAAAAUUCUAAUUUGUAUUUUUUUUUUGCAAGAACGACAUGACAUUACAAGACCGACAUAACAUGUACAGCAUUUUUUGUUUGAAUUGUCUCAAGACUAAAAAGGGUUAUUUGCGGAAGUGCCUCGGAUCAGUGAUUUUAUAAAUUCGUGGAAAAGUGCUGAUUACUAAACUCCAAAUUUCCGCUUUUUCUUCAUAUCUUUAAAGAAGCUCUGUUACAUUUUCCGGUUGGCAGUUUGAUUGCACUUCGAUCUGCUCUAUGGACUCCAUGCUUCCGCGAGUCCACCUGUUUUAUCAUUGGUCAAUGGAGGUAAACAUCGAACAUGUAAAUUAGCAUGCCUAAAUAAUCACUCAGUACUCGAGGGCCGGUUGCAGUAAGAAAACUUGAAGAGGUUCGUCUUUUUUGACCCUCCUCUUCUUGAGAAGUAUUUAAAUACCUCCAUUGCGCCGAGUUCAAGUGAGGCCCUCCAACAGCAGCUAUGGCGAAGCCAGUGCGGAUGGCCGAAGUGAUCAGGACAUCUCUCCUGCUAUGCGUGAUCUUGUUGCCGUCGGUUUUAAUAGCUAGACGAUGCGACAGACAAGUCGAUAGCCUUGUAUGGAGUAACUGCCUUGAAUGUUCAGUGAAUGCUUUUCUUCCAAACCCUUGCCCAUCGGGUUAUACUCAGAUUACAAGUGGCGAAGGAGUACAGCGUUGUUCGUAUCUAGUACACUUUGGCUUCAACUUCGGUCUUAUGAGCGUGCCUGGAUGUCAGCAUAAUUGUAGGCGAAAAGUCACACAGAAGCAGUGUUGCGAAGGGUUUUGGGGAACGGAUUGUCAAGCUUGUCCUGGUGUACCUGCCUGCAAUGGGCGUGGUUCCUGUAGUGACAGUAUCAGUGGAAAUGGAUUGUGCACUUGUGAGAAUGGCUUUCAAGGAUUUGCUUGUGAACUAUGCAAAGACUCAAACAUGUUUGGCAGUUACUGCAAUGAAACUUGUCUCUGUAAACAUGGGGAGUGUGACAGUGGGUUGAAUGGCACAGGACACUGCAAACCAAAUACUUGCCUCUUGGGGUAUACUGGGCCAGACUGUAACAUAAGGUUGCCUAGCUGUGAUAAGAAUCUUACAUGUGGAGUAAAUGCUGAUUGCUUUAAAGUCAACAACACUGAUACUUGUAUUUGUGACCCAGGAUUCAGGAAUACCAGCAAUACAUGCACUGCAAUCAAUCCCUGUAAUGAUGGUACCCAUGGCUGUCACGGUAAUGCAGACUGCUUCUACCUGGGACCUGGGAAGAAUAAUUGCACAUGUGCAGCAGGUUAUAGAGGAGAUGGAGUUGUGUGCUCGGCAAUUGACCCUUGUCAGAGGGAUAAUGGUGGCUGUCCAUCUAACUCAACUGUUUGUAAUUAUCUACAACCUGGAAAGGUAUAGACACCAUCUUUCUUAUUUUUAUUGCUUCUGUACACUCUUUGAUCAAAAAAACUGUUUUUAAAAGUUACAUGUACAAACAUACAACUUAUGAUAGGUUAAUACACCCUUUCCAUAAAUUUUUUAUGGCUGCCAAUUGAAAAUUCUAUUAACCUCACUAACCUUGUUUUAGAGUAAAAAUUCUUUUGAACUAUCGACUCAAAAACAAGGUUAGUCAGGCUUAAAGGGCAUGUAAACCCAAAAAAUGCUAUUUUGGGGACCACAUAGUCGUUUAGUACAUACAUGACAUCUGCCAAAUCUGUAGAUCUUUUGUUCACUUUAGCCCGUUUUUACGUUGAAAAAUCGCUUCAAAGCUCUAAACAUCCGCCAUCUUGAAUUGCGCAAUCUAGCAAAUGACGUCACGGGUGGACCUUAAGUUACGGGAAGUCAAAGGUCUUUCUUGAACACGUUGUGAAAUAAGCACAUGUUUGUUUAGUUUUGCAGUAAUUCGAACAAAACAGGCCAUACUAUGCAUAAGUUUCCAAAAGACGCUAAUUUGAGGCGGCAGUGGGUA
Molecule: messenger RNA, 4371 nt
Organism: Orbicella faveolata
Lineage: Eukaryota; Metazoa; Cnidaria; Anthozoa; Scleractinia; Merulinidae
Product: stabilin-2-like
Molecular function (GO): calcium ion binding
Source: RefSeq, a predicted model, not a curated record